Myzus persicae (green peach aphid) is the source of this 2464-nucleotide messenger RNA. Its product is annotated as histone-lysine N-methyltransferase SUV39H2-like. Gene Ontology annotation, cellular component: nucleus. The coding region runs from base 346 to 2391 and encodes 681 amino acids. The record is from RefSeq and is a predicted model, not a curated record. Lineage: Eukaryota; Metazoa; Arthropoda; Insecta; Hemiptera; Aphididae. The transcript has 3 exons. Gene Ontology annotation, molecular function: protein binding; histone H3K9 methyltransferase activity; zinc ion binding.
CACACCUACCUGAUGCACACAAACAUCGUGACAACGUAUUAUUGGCGCCAUUGUCGACCAUCCUAAAAUUCUAACCUGUAGCUGUGUUUCUUUGCUCUUGCUUCGUUAAUGUUUUUUUCUCUCAACGCUCGUGUAGUGAAACCGAUGCCGGCUUUUUAACGUCGUUCGCAUUGUGCUCUUAACGUACCUGUGUUAUGAAAUAAAAUUUCUGCUGUGAUUUUCUCGUAUGUCGAUAAUUGUUUGAUUCUAGAUAGGUAUCUACGAAUUUUUUUUCGGGAAUUUAGUUAUUUACGCCCGUUGUGAAACGCCGCUCCGCUGUGCUUAGCGACAUAACCAACAACCACCAUGUCCGACAAUCUCCCGUCCACCAAACUUGUGGAGCAAGACACUAUGAAUUUGAAUAUUUCUGAUCCAACAUGUUCAUUUGAAGUAAUUGGUCCUCAGACUACAAUAAACGAUGACUCCAACUAUGAUAAUAUCCAGAAUAGUGCAUGUAGUAAAACGAUGGCAGUGAAGACAGGUAACCAAAAAUCAGAAUGUGAUAUCAUUUCAUCCAAAAAUAAAAAUAUCAGAUGUAGUGAAGAAAAUCUAAACCAUAAUGAUAGCACAAUGAGAGAAGUCUUAUUUAGUGAUGGCAACAGUUUGGAAAUGAAUGACAUAUUAAGUGAUGACAAUGACAGCGAUUGGGAAGAUAUUGAUGACAAUGAUGGUGACAAUAAUGACAAUGUUUUAUUAUGUGAUGACAAGGGUUUAGAAAAUAUGCAUUACAACAAUGAUCCUAACUUUUUAAUUGACGACAGCGAUUGGGAAGAUAUUGAUGACGAUCAUGAUUCUGUCUUUUUAAGUGAUGUCAACAGUUUGAAAAAUAAUGAUGACCAUAAUGAUGCUGCCAUAUUAAGUGAUGACAAUGACAGCGAUUGGGAAGAUAUAGAUGACAGCGAUUGGGAAGAUAUAGAUGACAGCGAUUGUGCUGAUGAUAACAUUGUUUCAAUAAGUAAUGGCAGCCGUUCGGAAAAUAUUGAAGCAUCAUCAAAUAAUACACAAAAUGAUUCGCCAAUAGACCCUAUACUGUCAACAUUGAAUUUUGAACAAGCAAAAGUAUAUAAUUAUAUGAAUUCAAACCCCAAAAUACAAAGUUUGAUAUAUGAACGUUCUUGUGAUGAUACUAUUGUGAUGUAUAAUAGCGAUGAAAUUCUUGAAAUUCUUGAAGCUAGACGAGUUUUAGGUGGUAAAUCGUUUUUUUUAGUCAAGUGGAAAAAUUGGUCAGUAGGAUUUAAUACAUGGGAAUGUUAUGCAGCUCUACAUAAAUCGCAACAACACAUUAUUGAUUGUUUUGAUAAAAAACGAGUUUUUAAAACACCCAUAAAUAUAAUGCAUCUAAUGUUAAAUAGACACAUUAUUACAGAAUUGUUUGAAGCAUUCAGAACUCCGACUGGAUUAUCUUUCCCAUCAUAUUCUCUUGAUUGUGUUUCUCAUUUAUUGAAUACUCUUGAAUACCCUGAACAUGAUGAAACAUUGCGAAAAAAGUUCAUAAGAUCAUAUUUGUCAACAAUAUCUUUAGACUUUUUUAGACAACUGCAAUUUCAAAGUCUCAGACAGUGGGAAAUAGAUAUAAAUGUAAUUUCAAUAAAUUUCAAUGGUCAAAAUAUUAAAGUAGAAAAUAACAUGGACCUUGAAGAACCACCGAAUUCAUUUGUGUACAUACCUAAUUGUACUACUGAAGCCAAAAUUAUCGUCCCAGGAAAUCCUCCAUCAGGUUGUCUUUGUAAAAAAGCCUGUCAAUCUUCUACUGAUUAUUGCAACAAGAUCUCUCAUGCUUAUGAUAUGUACAAGAAAUUAAUAGUAUUCUCUGAUUGUCCAAUAUUUGAAUGUAAUAAGGAAUGUAAAUGUAUGUCAUCUUGUAUUAAUAGAGUAGUUCAACAUGGUAGCAAUGUGAAAGUUUGUAUUUAUAAAUCUAGGUUCCCUGGCUGGGCAUUAAAGUCUUAUGAAACCAUUGAAAAGGGUCAGUUUGUAGGCAUAUAUGCUGGUGAAAUUAUUACAGUUAAAGAAUAUAAUCAACGUUUACAAAAUUCUUCAUCUUCUAUCGAUUACACAUGGGAAAUUGACUUCAACGAUACAAAUAAUUUUAAAUGUGUUGUUGAUAGUACACAUUAUGGCAAUUUCACAAGAUUCAUUAAUCAUUCAUGUGAGGCAAACUUGAGUAUGCACACUGUGUGGAUUGAUUGCUUGGGUUCAUAUUUUCCACAAUUGGCCUUAUUUGCUAAAAGAAAUAUUUUUGCUGGGGAACAACUUACUAUUGAUUACUUUAUCAGGAGAAGUAAAGAUUCUUUGAAAGAGAGUGGUAUUAAAUGUCAAUGUGAGAUGAAAAACUGUAAAGGCUAUUAUUUUUAAUGAAUAAUUUUAGUUUUAAGAAUUAAAUAUACGUGUAGUUAUGAAUAAUGAUAUUUUAUUUUCAUAGAAAACA